AUGCGCCUUUUAGUUUAUUCUGUCUUGGCUAUCAGCAUACUCCAUGUGUGCAUCUCUCAAACAGAGAUUCGAAGGAGCAGAUGGACAGUAAGUGGAUCCUCUUCUGGUCAGAGAUCAGGGUUAGUCUCGAACUCCAUCAUACCUUAUAGAAUUUUAAACAGUGAAGUUAUAGAGACUCCAAUCCAAAUUGAGUCACUACCGGAAGUGCUAGGAGAGGAAGCACGUGGUACAAACAGAAUCCAAAACGAGGCACUUUCAUCUUUAUUAAACGCAAGACAAACAAACGGGGAUCGGAAAUCAGUGUUUUAUUCUCAGUAUCAGGGAUUUCAGCCCGUUAGUUUGUCGUUGACGGAUGAAGACUCUUGCUAUACAAGGAUAAAGGCAGAAUUUGAUCGAGCAUAUCCAAGACUUCCAUCUCUUGUUUCGGAUGUGACUUCAAUAAAUACCAUGCUUGACCCAGUGCCGCAACGUGUAUCCGAGCUUCCUUUAGGGAUUUCUCCAAUAUAUGUAUUAUCAAAAAGAACAGACCCUAUUGCUUAUGUUCCUUAUAGACUCGAUAGUACAGGGGCUCCAUUAAGGGUUCCGUUCCACAGGGAGACAAGGAGAUUAGCCUAUCCCGAUUUCCCCCUCCUGAUACCCUACACGCAACUUUCAAUCAAUAACCGGUCUGGAAACAGAAAUUACGUAAUUUUUAUUCCAUUUCAGCCAAAUGUAAAUAGAAUUCAGAGCAACUGUCUACCUGUUUCAGUUCCUGUCACCUCCCGUAGGGAAGAUUUUCCAAAAUAUGUACCAUACAGAGUCAGAUUCAGCAGAAUGCAACCAAAUGGUCUGACAAUUCAAUUUUAA
Saccostrea echinata is the source of this 846-nucleotide messenger RNA. RefSeq lists its product as uncharacterized. The transcript has a single exon. NCBI's taxonomy places the organism in Eukaryota, Metazoa, Mollusca, Bivalvia, Ostreida, Ostreidae. The record is from RefSeq and is a predicted model, not a curated record. Bases 1 to 846 code for a protein of 281 amino acids.